Messenger RNA from Peronospora matthiolae, 300 nucleotides. The record is from the annotation of a GenBank genome assembly. NCBI's taxonomy places the organism in Eukaryota, Oomycota, Peronosporomycetes, Peronosporales, Peronosporaceae.
AUGAGCGUCACGCAGUUCAGCUUCAAAGAUCUAGUGAGCAAGCUGAUCGCCGAGGAAGUGCGCAAGAAGGAUGACGUGCGCAUUGAAGACGAGACAGCUCUUCUUGCCGGAAAACGACAGGAGAAGAAAAACUACAACAAAAGGAGCGGUGGUCAGCGACGGACAGGGUUCGGUCUUCAGUGCUUUAAUUGUGGUAAGCGCGACCAAUGCGCACGCGACUGCCGGAAAAAGAAACGUGAUAGUAGUGACAGACAAGAAGAUCACUCAAAAGUGGCGUUUAACGCCACUCAAGAAAUAUGA